GAAGUGAAGUAAUAAGGAAGAGUCGCCAUUGAAAAAUCCAAUCCCUUGACUUGGGUUUCUUGGUAGUUGUUCUUAUGAACUUGUCCUAAGCUUCUCUGUGAGUAACCGCGAUCCUCGCAAAAACACACUCUCCAUUACAGUCACCCUGAAAGGUCGGCCGAAGCUUCGGAGGCAGACCCCUUUGCAGUUAGCAUAUAAUGGCUUUGACCCAAGUAACAUGGUGGGAGUGUGAACCGGGUUUCUCAAUUGCUUCCCUUAAAGAGUUCAUAUUAUAGAUUUGCUUCACAACUUGAACUUUUCCACUGUUCUUUCCAUUGCUUCCCUUUUCAUAUUAUAGAUUUGCUUCACACCUUGAACUUUUCCACUGUUCUUUCCAUUGCUUCCCUUUUCAUAUUAUAGAUUUGAUUCACACCUUGAACUUUUCUACUUUUUUCCAAUAAGAGUUUUACUGAAUUCAGCUUAUGGCUCUUGUGUAGCUUUCGAGAAACGAACUUCUAGACUAGAAGAAGAAAGCUGAGCUCAACUUUAGACAACACUGGGUUCAGUAUCUAGGAUUCAUUUCGUCUGUCAUUUGGUCUUUUCAUCUGUCUCUUUCCUCUUAGUUUGGCCUCAUAGGAAGGGAGAGAGGUAUGGAAGAGAAGAAUGAUGUUGAUAAUAAGGUUGAUGAAGUAAUACUACCUGGGUUUCGAUUUCAUCCAACUGAUGAGGAGCUGGUUGGUUUCUAUCUCAAGAGGAAAAUUCAACAACGACCACUCUCGAUCGAGCUUAUCAAGCAACUGGACAUUUAUAAAUAUGAUCCCUGGGAACUACCAAAAGAGUGUGCAACCACGGGUGAGAAAGAAUGGUAUUUCUACUGCCCAAGGGACCGGAAAUAUCGGAACAGUGCAAGACCAAACCGAGUCACAGGAGCUGGGUUUUGGAAAGCCACUGGAACAGACAGACCCAUCUACUCAUCUGAAGGUACCAAGUGCAUUGGCCUGAAGAAGUCCCUUGUGUUCUACAAAGGAAGAGCUGCGAAAGGGAUCAAAACCGACUGGAUGAUGCAUGAGUUUCGGCUACCUUCUCUCACAGACUCAGCCCCACCCAAGAGGACUAUGGAUAAGAGCAUUCCUGCCAAUGACUCAUGGGCAAUUUGCAGGAUAUUCAAGAAAACCAACUCCAUGGCACAGAGAGCUCUUUCUCACUCAUGGGUCUCUCCAUUACCCGAAACCACUGGAUCUGACAUACUGACUCAAAACGCACACAGCACUCAGUUCAGUUCAGAGAAUAUCUCUUUCACAACUGAAGGUGGAUCUGCCAUCCAGUUUUCUUCUUAUAAUGACUUCCAACAGUCCACAACUACUUGUCUCUCUCUUCCUGACAUUCCCCCCUACAAACCCAUUUACCAACCAAUUUGUAGAACUUCUAUACUUCCUAUUUCAAAUGGAGACCUUCCAGCUGGUUUCAUGUUCUCUCCACAUGAAACGCCAGGUCUUGCUUCCAUGCUUUUCAACUUGUCACCUGCCUUACUCGCCGAUGUCAGUAAAGCCUCCGAGAGUAUAGAUUACUGUGGAUCACAGCAGCAGCGUAAUGGGUUCUCAAUCACUUUACCACAGGAGUUGCAAGGGAACAUGGGUUCUGGUGUAGAGGAGACAUGCUUGAGGAAGAACUCAGAUGACUCACCCACAAUCAACCAGUUGGGAACUGUCAGAUCCAUCGGACCCCCAUUUAGCUUGCCUCCAAAUCUACCAGAUGCAUGGAAGACCAUUUCACCGUGGGAUUAUCCCUCAUGUCCUACGGAGAUGUCCACUAUCUAUUCCACAAACAAAUGCCAUACCUAAUCAAGUUGUUAUACAGUUGAAGUGCUUUUUGUUUGAGAUUUUAAGUGAGCAAGUGUAGUUUCAAAUGAAAAAUAUACUCG
Messenger RNA from Macadamia integrifolia, 1900 nucleotides. Its product is annotated as protein FEZ-like. The transcript has 3 exons. Bases 630 to 1820 code for a protein of 396 amino acids. Lineage: Eukaryota; Viridiplantae; Streptophyta; Magnoliopsida; Proteales; Proteaceae. Gene Ontology annotation, biological process: regulation of DNA-templated transcription. The record is from RefSeq and is a predicted model, not a curated record. Gene Ontology annotation, molecular function: DNA binding.